Messenger RNA from Amborella trichopoda, 1142 nucleotides. Its product is annotated as LOB domain-containing protein 4. Lineage: Eukaryota; Viridiplantae; Streptophyta; Magnoliopsida; Amborellales; Amborellaceae. Gene Ontology annotation, biological process: hormone-mediated signaling pathway; positive regulation of DNA-templated transcription. The record is from RefSeq and is a predicted model, not a curated record. Gene Ontology annotation, cellular component: nucleus.
CCAAGUGCCAUAAGGGCGAAAAAGUUAUUAUGGAGAACUUUGGCUCCUUGUUUUCCACAAAGUUCUUUGAGUUCCUAGUAAUAGAAAUAGCUUCUUUCAUAUUCCAGGGUGUCAGAAAGCUUCUUUGAAAUUCUAUUGAUAGAGAAAGCAACAGAAAUUCAAGAUUAUUGAUUGGUAAUUUGCUUUGUAUAAGAGAGAGAAAGACAGAGAGAGAGAGAGAGUGAGAGGGGAUAGGAGGCCUCCUAUCAUGAAGAGCUGUUCAAGGAUGAAGAUCAAGAUGCCAUGUGCAGGCUGCAAGCUUCUGCGCAGGAGGUGCACAAAGGACUGCAUAUUCGUGCCGUAUUUUCCAGCAACUGAUCCCGAGAAGUUUGCUGGUGUUCAUCGUAUCUUUGGUGCUAGCAAUGUUAGCAAGAUGCUGAGGGACAUCCCUGUGAACCAAAGGGGAGAUGCAGUUUGCAGCAUGGUGUAUGAGGCUCAUGCAAGACUUAAGGACCCCAUCUAUGGUUGUGUGGCUGCAAUUGUCUCUCUCCAGCACCAAGUCUCAAUUCUACAAGCCGAACUGGCCAUGACCAAUGCCGAUAACAUGAGCCUCAAGGCACAACUAUCAGAUGCCCUAUCCGCCCUUUCACAUGCAAGCCCUAGGGCCAUGGACCAUGUGCAAGGGAAGAUGUGCACCAUUACACAACUAUCUGAUGCUCUAACGAUCUUUGCACGUGCUAGCACAAGGGCUGCCAUGGAUACCGAACAUGCUAACACAUAUUCGUUCUCGACUGCACUUGAUCAUGGCUACUUGGAGCAACCCACCUCUUCUUUGCCCCAUCUCCUUGAUUGUGCAGAGCUUUUGUAAAACCAUGGAGGACAUGGAAGGUUGAUGUUGAUUUUUUGAAGGUCAUGGUAGACUAGAUGUAUAUAUAGGUUGAUUCAUUGUUAGGGUAAUAUGUCAGUAGGGAACCAGCACUUGGAGAACUUUUUCCUUUACCUUUCAUUAAUUAGGAAUGACUGAAAUCUUGUUAAUUCCAAAUGGGAUUUCAGACCCAAAAUCCAGGACCCAGGGAAGUAGGUUUGAGGUCAGGAUUUGGGGUUUAAUGCACUCUUCCUUUUAUUUGUAAGGAUUAUAUCUAUAAUGUUUAAUGCGAAGAUUG